AUGGAUUUAAUGAACUGUUAAAAUUCCAACCAUGAUUCAUAGAGAAUCAAAUAUAUUUGUGUAGAUCCAAUAUGUUAAGUAUAACAAAAGAUUGGUAUUUUACUUAAUGUGACAAGGUUGUGCUGAUUGUUUUUUGGAAGAUCAUGUUACUCAUUAAAGAAGGACUGUUGAAUAAUUUAAUGAUUAAGUGAAACAACAAUUAGAUUCAUUUAAUUAAAUUGAAUUUUAACCUAUUACAAAUACAGUUUAAUUAGAUUUAGAGAAGUAAAUUGAUAAAGAAUUAGAAAAUUGUCUUUCUUGUAUAUAAUAUCGAUUUACAAGCAUUAAAAGUGAUUUGAAAAGUUUGUUAGAUGGUGAGAAUUAAAAAUUACAAGAAAGUUAUAAUGUUUUGUAAUAAAGUAAAAAUCAUGAAUUAGAUUCAUUAAAAAAUGUAAAUGAUUUGCAUUCAAUAAAUUAAGAGGAAUUAAAUGAUUUAGUAAAGUUUUAUUAAGAAGCUUCAAAAAUCUAGAAGAAUUAUAUAAAGGCAUCUGAGAUAUUUUAUGAUGAGAAUUAAAAGAUUAAGUAAAAAAAAUAGAAAUACUUAUGCAAAUUACAAUCAAUAAUGUAAGGACUCAUGAAAGAUUUUAAUGAAUUAAUGGUAACAAAGAAUUUACAAUUUGAUGAUUUUAGUGAAUUUGAGACACCAUAAAAGUCAUCAAUGUCUCCAAAUAAGAUGACUAGUUUUGUAGAGAGUACAAGAUCAUCAAGAAGAUUUUAUAUGAAUUAAUCAAAAAAACUAUUGUUUGGAAAUGCUAUAAGAAAGAAUGAAUGA
Molecule: messenger RNA, 811 nt
Organism: Paramecium pentaurelia
Lineage: Eukaryota; Ciliophora; Oligohymenophorea; Peniculida; Parameciidae
Source: the annotation of a GenBank genome assembly